UCCCGCCAAACACGUUUCAAAAUUCCUUMGAGAAAAUCACGAGUUCAAUGAGUUUAGCAAGUAAAAAAUAUCUAUUUUAGGAUUAUAUUUACUAGGAUUUAUGGCUACUCAGAGCCCAACUGAGAAUAUACUUCCAAACUGGAAGAAAGCAAGYAAACAUCAGAAUGAAGCUUCGAAAUCGGAUCAAGAAAAAAAGCCAGCUUCGUUCAAGAUGACCGAGAGCGCCAARCCGAUGCUAGAAGAACAAGCUCUUUUAAAAGAAAAACUCAAAUCGCAACCAAUAUGGAAAAAAGACAAGGACGCGACUCAAAGACGCAAAACACAACCUAUGGUUGCAAGACCUCUUUCACCUGGCUCAGCUCCCAAACAGAUUUUUCCUCAAGCAACAGCCUCAACAUCAGCUAAGCAACCCUCUCCACCACCAAAGCGACGCACAACCUCACCAUCCAGCUCAUUCAAUGCUGGUUGUUCCAGAAGUUCAUCUCCAUUAUCUGAAGCUUCUCCAGAAUUUAAAAGAAGAAUUGAAAAAGCCACCCGAGCUAGAUUAUACCUGUUACAACAAGUCGGACCCAAUUCUUUCUUGAUAGGGGGAGACUCACCCAGUCACAAGUUUAAAGUCAUUAUUGGACCACAGACAUGCAUGUGUGGAAAGCCCUUCUGUGUUCAUCUCUUAUUCGUUAUGUUGAGAGUUUUUAAAGUCAAAGAAAAUGAUCCUCUUUUGUGGAACAAUGACCUGAAGAAUUUUGAGGUUGAAGAACUGUUUUCAAAAUUCCAUGCAAGAGUCAACUCCAGGCUUGUCAAAGGUAGAGGCAGAUCUCCCAAGCGAUCAACUCCCCCACCCUCCCCUAGUGGUCUAAGUUCAUCCACAUCCUCCACGUCAUCUACUGGAAGUACUAAAGAUGAAGAAGAAGUCUGUCCAAUAUGUCUACUAGAGAUGGUUGAGGGAGAGAGCUUGACGUGUUGUAAGGGAGGCUGCAACAACAGACUUCACCAACACUGCAUAGAAAUAUGGGCUGCUGAAUGCAAGAGCAGGAAAGAAAGACUCAACUGUCCACUCUGCCGUAGAAUCCUUCCUCCAGAGGUUGCACCUUUCCUUAGCAACAGAUCACCUCAAAUUCUCUCACCCCUGUCGCCGAGUAGAACAGUCUCACCUAAUGUACCAACACCUCUUGGUCCAGAAGAGGUCAUCACACUACCACACUCUAACCCAAUCCCCUCUGAACAGAUAGAUGUUGCAAGACCCUGGGUACAAGCAUUUGGAGAGAGUGUGGUGUCUUGUCUGUUUUCUCGUGAGUGGAACAUAAGAGAAACUGCCUUACGUCGUCUCAGCAAGGAUUUAGUAACUACUCUAACUAGUGAUGAAGGAGGGUCUACAUCCAUGUCUGCUCUAGAAGCUUGCUGUUCUCUCCUGUCCAUGAUGUGUGGUGAUCCAGUUUACAAAGUUUAUGUUGCAGCUCUUAGAACGUUACGAGUCAUGCUUGGCCAUUCUAAGUACUCAACCAGUGAAGAGAAAGCACAGCUACAGAUGCUGUUACGCCCUGUGGUGGAGGCCAUUAUGGCAAAGUGUUCUGAUGGCAACAGACGAAUCAGYGCCUUGUCAAACAAAGUGCUUCUAGAGAUGUGUAAAGACCAGUCAGGUGAUCUGGCACUAGGGCGAUUGCUGGAGCACAAUGACAACCAACCACUGGGCGGUCUCRGCUUCAUGCUGACAUGCAUACUUACUACUGCGCAUGAAUACGCUACCUGGCCUUGGUGGCUUGGACGGUUGUACUUUCUACGCAAGUUAAUAGAAGAAUACACAGACUCUUUUAGACUAGGACCAGACAGUCCCGAAAUAUCUAUAGAUAACAGUGUUGGUGUUAUUGUCCAGGAAGGUGAUCAUGUCGAUGGUGAUGAGUUAUAUAGUGACAAUAUAACGAGGUUGAUGUCUGUGUUGCGGUUCGCUAUUCUUGCUGGACAGUGCUCACAUGGUUCAGUCUCUAAGCUUGCUAUUUCAAUAUUGAUUUGCUGUACAAGUUUAGCUGCAUCUUGUCCUUCGGCCUUUAUUCAUAUCAAGAAGCUAGUAUCUCGACUUAAGCCUUCUCAGAGAAGUAUAUUACAGCGACRACUAGCAACAUUAUCAAAGAGGAACAAUCCAGAAGCUAGUGAUGGGGAAAGCAGCCCUCUAAGUGAUGUAAGCUAUGCCCUCACAGAUCAAGGAGAGUCAAGCUCUUCUGAAGGAUCUAGUCAGUUGUACCCUACUCAAAGAGUGGAAGGCGGCCCAUCACACUUGAGGGAAGACAACGACCAUCUAUCUGAAGCAGAACUUUUACAAUCUAUAGUAGAAUCUCUUCAAAGACCAAACUUUUUAUGUCUAAAUUUGCCAAGUCCACCAUCUUCACCCACUAGGGAGCUUGAAUCUCUAGAUUGGUCAAGAUCUGACGGCGAGUCUCCAAGGUUACCCCCUGUCAAGGUCRUUAUGGAUAACAAGUGUCAGAAAAUGAUUGAAGAAGAGGAGGCUGAGGCUGUUGCCAAAGCAAUGGAAGUAUCAGUUCUGCCGCGAGGACCAGAUGCUAUACCGAGUCUGAGACCCAGUGUCGAAGAAGAUGAAAUGGUCAUUGUUUAUACUCAACCGGAGUCGAUAGAAAAAGCAGUAAAUACCAAACACCUUUAUCUCGAGAAUAUUCACUGGAAGAAAGGCGAAUUGCUUGGUACUGGAGCUUUUUCUUCGUGUUAUGCUGCACGAGAUGUUACCACCGGUGCAUUAAUGGCGGUAAAACAGGUAUCUUUCUGUCGCAAUUCAAAGCCAGAGCAAGAGAAGGUGUGCCAGUCCAUCUUGGAUGAGAUAACUAUCAUCGGCAAGCUACAGCACCCUCAUUUAAUCAAGUGUCUGGGAGCUACAAAACAUACUGGACACUUCAAUAUCUUCCUAGAAUGGAUGGCAGGAGGGUCUAUAUCUGUUCUCUUAUCCAAGUAUGGCUCUUUUGAAGAAAACACUCUCAUCCGUUACACAAGACAGAUUCUUCAAGGAGUUGCAUACUUGCAUCAAAACCAAGUCAUUCACAGAGACAUAAAAGGUGCCAAUAUACUAGUUGAUUCAACAGGACAGGAAAUACGAAUAGCUGAUUUUGGAGCCGCRGCACGGUUGGCAACUCAGAUCACAGGGGCUGGGGAGUUCCAAGGCCAGUUGCUAGGCACCAUAGCAUUCAUGGCCCCUGAGGUGCUGAGAGGAGAGAGCUAUGGCAGAAGCUGUGAUGUGUGGAGUGUAGGAUGCUUGGUAAUAGAAAUGGCGACAGGAAAGCCACCUUGGAAUGCUCAUGAACACUCAAAUCACCUUGCACUCAUUUUCAAGAUCGCUUGUGCUACAGCACCGCCAGAGAUCCCAGAGUAUCUAAAUCCAGCAGUCAGGGAUGUUCUCUUGCGAUGUCUAGAGUAUAAACCCGACGACCGGCCACCUGCACUGGAAUUACUCAAACAUCCCUUGUUCACCAGAGUAACGCAAUAAUUUWAAGAAAAUUGUGUGACAGUGCUGUGAUUGGCUCAUAAACGUCUGGUGUAUCACGACGUCUAAAGCCACUGGACAAUUCAUGACAAAAAGUUUUGAAAAAAAAAUGCUGUAAUUGGUCCAAAAUCACAUGAUCAGAAAUCUGGCGUGACAUCAAAU
Messenger RNA from Actinia tenebrosa (Australian red waratah sea anemone), 3643 nucleotides. Its product is annotated as mitogen-activated protein kinase kinase kinase 1. The record is from RefSeq and is a predicted model, not a curated record. Gene Ontology annotation, molecular function: protein kinase activity; ATP binding. Gene Ontology annotation, biological process: protein phosphorylation. NCBI's taxonomy places the organism in Eukaryota, Metazoa, Cnidaria, Anthozoa, Actiniaria, Actiniidae.